AUGGAACCAAUUUGUUUAACCAAAAAUAAGGAUUUUGAUCAAAGCUUAUUUCAAGAAGAACUCGGUCUUACUGCUAAUUAUAACAAACAUAAUUCUGUAAAUUUGAGUUUGACUUUGAUAUUGAUCACUUUAUUAUCCAUUUCAGUGGACGAACUGGGAAUUAAAGAAUUGAUGCCAGCUUAUCUUGAUCCUAAUUUGCAACCUGAAGAUCUUAAAACUGGAGUAAGCUUUGCUUCAGGAGCUACUGGAUUUGAUCCUCAAACACCUGCCCUUGUGUCAGUCAUACCUCUGUCAAAACAAUUAGAUCAUUUUAGAGAAUAUAUUGGGAAGCUGAAGCAAUUAGUUGGAGAAGAAGAGGCGAACGACAUAUUGAGGAAUAGCGUGUUCUUAGUGGUAGCCGGAAGCGAUGACCUGGCCAACACCUACUUCACCGUCGGAAUUCGCCGGCUGCAGUAUGAUGUUAACGGAUACACUGAUCUUAUGGCCGCCGGAGCUUCUGAAUUUAUCCGAGAACUAUACAAAUUGGGAGCAAGAAAAAUAGCGGUUUUUGGAGUUCCACCCAUAGGGUGUUUGCCUUCCCAGAGAACACUAGGUGGAGGUAAAUCAAGAGAGUGUUCAGAGGAAUACAAUCAAGCUGCACAGUUAGCCAACACUAAGCUCUCUGCUGCAAUCGAUUCAUUGUCCAAAAAUCUCCUUCAAACCAAGUUGGUUUUCGUUGAUAUCUACAGUUCUCUGCUUGAUCUCAUUGUCAACCCUCAGAAACAUGGAUUUGAAGUAGUAGAUAGAGGAUGCUGUGGUACUGGAAACAUAGAGGUGGUAAUACUGUGCAACAAAUACAGUGGAACAUGUGAAGAUGACACAAAAUAUUUAUUUUGGGAUAGUUACCAUCCCACGGAAAAAGGUUACAGGAUCCUUGUUGAUCAGAUCCUUAAAAAGUAUGUCAAUAGUUUGAUAUAAACGUGGAUCGAAUCAAGAUCAGGAUUUGCUUUCUGUAACCUCUGCAAUUUACAAACAUCAGAAGCAAGGUCAAAACCACUGCAUUUUCGUCCAAUCGUCCUUCAUCUCUGGAUCUUGAAUGAUAGAGCUUUAUUUCUUACACAACAUGUGUCUGUAGUCUGAGAAACUUUGCAACUCUGUACAUCUCAUUUCUGUUCAUUACAUGCCAUAUGUUAUGGCGUUUGUGUUUUUGAGAUUGAAAGAAAAUCAUGUUUGUGCACUUAGUUGGAAUCCAA
Molecule: messenger RNA, 1232 nt
Organism: Nicotiana attenuata
Lineage: Eukaryota; Viridiplantae; Streptophyta; Magnoliopsida; Solanales; Solanaceae
Product: GDSL esterase/lipase EXL3-like
Exons: 5
Coding region: 1-957 (318 amino acids)
Cellular component (GO): extracellular region
Molecular function (GO): hydrolase activity, acting on ester bonds
Source: RefSeq, a predicted model, not a curated record